Molecule: messenger RNA, 616 nt
Organism: Striga asiatica
Lineage: Eukaryota; Viridiplantae; Streptophyta; Magnoliopsida; Lamiales; Orobanchaceae
Source: the annotation of a GenBank genome assembly
CUCGAAUCAAGUUUGAUACCGGGUUCGAACUUUAACUCGAGUCCCUCGAUUAGUUGGGAUUGAGAGUGGCGGAAAAUCUUGUAGUUGCGUUUGAGUCAUUUUACGCCAUAUUUCGUGAUUUUUCUUUUUCUUUUUGGGUCAUCAACAUUCAGCACCAUCUCUGCUAAAAAUUUUCAAUCUCAACGCCUCCAUUUUCAAAGCAAUAAACAUGCCGCAGAACGAUUUUCAGUCUCCAGCUGCAAGUCCUUCCCCCCAACCAUGGACAUACCUUGAAUUUAACGGCGCUUUUGAUCCCCGUUGCCUUGCAGAGGGGGCAACUAUUCUUGCGCAUCAACCACUUUGCGAUGCAUCUCGCGUGAAAAUCAUGCCCGCAAUCGAGACCAGCAAUCUUAUCAUGGUCUCUAAACUGAUCAUCUUUCAGUCUCAGAUUCUUACUGAUAAUCUCUUCACACAGCCCUUCAUCUCCUUUUUCCUCUACUUCUCGAGCAUCAAGAAUCAAAGAGCCCUCACUGACCAUGGACGAGUAGUUUCCGUUUACUCGCGGGCCCGAAAAGCUUGCAGAGGGGCCCGUAAACUGAUUGCGGUUUACAUCAGCAUAAAUGUUGCUAAUGUGUGA